UUCGGUUGCAGUACCAAGUUGGUGUGAGAGGGCGAGCCCGGUGACGUCAGAGGCACUCAGACAGCAGCAGACAGUGGGAUUGUGAAUACAAAGCUGGAGCCUUCGUUCCCGGGUUUUCAAUCAUACUUGUAUGUGAAGCAAUGUAAAAUCCUGAAUGGUGGAGAUCAUUUGGUGUUUAGAUAAUGGGCUGUGUGCAAUGCAAGGACAAAGAGACAGCAAAAGCAGCAGUGGACGAUAGGGCUGGUUCCAUCCCUCAGAACCCAGGCUACCGUUAUGGGCCCGACCCUUCCCCCCAGCAUUAUCCCAACUUUGGCGUCACAGGGAUUCCGAAUUACAACAGCUUCCAUGGGACAAGUGGACAAACACUGACUGUCUUUGGCGGAGUUCAUUCUUCCUCUCACACAGGAACGCUGCGUACCCGAGGCGGAGGAAGCUUAACUGUUGGAGUAACCCUGUUUGUGGCUCUGUAUGACUACGAAGCCAGAACUGAUGACGACCUCAGCUUUCGGAAGGGAGAAAAGUUUCAAAUUCUUAAUAACACAGAGGGAGAUUGGUGGGAAGCCCGAUCCUUACAGUCUGGAGGUACGGGAUACAUUCCCAGUAAUUACGUGGCUCCAGUUGACUCCAUCCAGGCAGAGGAGUGGUACUUUGGUAAACUUGGCCGCAAAGAGGCUGAGAGACAACUUCUGUCUGUUUGCAAUCCGAGAGGAACCUUCCUCAUUCGAGAAAGUGAAACCACCAAAGGUGCCUAUUCUUUGUCAAUACGGGACUGGGAUGACAUAAAAGGAGACCAUGUUAAACACUAUAAGAUCCGCAAACUGGAUAAUGGUGGGUAUUAUAUAACAACCCGUGCCCAGUUUGAAACACUGCAGCAGCUGGUUCAACAUUACGCAGAACGAGCUGCUGGUCUCUGCUGUCGCUUGGUGGUCCCUUGCCAUAAGGGUAUGCCGAGGCUUGCUGACCUCUCUGUGAAAACCAAAGACGUGUGGGAAAUUCCCCGAGAAUCUCUGCAGUUAAUCAAGAGGCUGGGAAAUGGGCAGUUUGGGGAAGUCUGGAUGGAGUCAGCUGAUGGUUUGUGCUAUAACUUAACAACGGUUUGUACAAACAUGAUCCCGCAAACUGUUGGAUUAGCUAAAGAUUCUUGGGAAAUUUUACGGGAAUCCCUAACCUUGGAGAGAAAGCUUGGUCAGGGGUGCUUCGCCGAUGUUUGGUCUGGUACCUGGAAUGGAACCACAAAAGUUGCAGUGAAGACUCUGAAACCAGGCACCAUGUCUCCCGAGUCCUUCCUUGAGGAAGCACAGAUCAUGAAGAAGUUGAGACAUGACAAACUGGUUCAACUUUACGCUGUGGUCUCCGAAGAGCCUAUCUACAUUGUCACCGAGUACAUGAGUAAAGGAAGCCUGUUAGAUUUCCUAAAAGAUGGAGAAGGAAGGAUAUUGAAGUUGCCCAACCUUGUGGAUAUGGCAGCACAGGUUGCAGCAGGGAUGGCCUACAUUGAGAGGAUGAACUACAUCCACAGGGACCUACGAUCAGCCAAUAUUCUGGUUGGAGAUAAUCUGGUGUGCAAGAUUGCUGACUUUGGAUUAGCAAGAUUAAUUGAGGACAAUGAGUACACAGCGCGUCAAGGUGCAAAAUUUCCCAUCAAAUGGACUGCACCUGAAGCUGCACUAUACGGGAGGUUCACAAUCAAGUCCGAUGUCUGGUCCUUUGGCAUUCUGCUGACAGAGCUGGUGACAAAGGGGAGAGUGCCAUAUCCUGGUAUGAAUAAUCGUGAGGUGUUGGAGCAGGUAGAACGUGGUUACAGAAUGGCAUCUCCACAGGAUUGCCCCAGCUCUCUGCAUGAGCUCAUGAUUCAGUGUUGGAAGAAAGACCCAGAGGAGAGGCCUACUUUUGAGUAUCUACAGGCCUUCCUUGAGGACUACUUCACUGCGACAGAGCCUCAAUAUCAGCCAGGAGACAACCUGUGAUUGGCUGUACUAUUGAAAACUGCUCGUCAAUGGGUGCUCCUCUCCUCUCCCCAUUUGUCCUGCUGGAGUGAUCACCAGAGUCUGAAUCACCGUCCUGCCGGAACUGGUAACUUCUAAUAUCAUGCUCCUACUCCCUUGCCGUGGAAUACAGGCAUCUUCCCUUCAGCCACGUGGCUUCUCUUUUUGAAAAUGUCAGAAUGUUCAUAUUGUAUAAUAGUCAUUGUUGAACUGAUGGAGAACCAUCUCUAAAAUGCUACUUAUUGCCGAGAAAUAUUUGUCUUCCCCACGCUCCCCACUGCCUGCCUGUCAGUUCAAUGCUAUUGAAACUCGAGGGGUCGCAAGCAGCCAGUUUUUGCCCCUGUGCCAUGUCGAAAAGCCAGUGGCAUCAAGUGAAUGUCUCCUUCCUUUUGCUGCCAGACCACUGGUUUCUUUCUGAAGAGGUUUCUCAUUGUUGCAUAAGUCUCCACAGACAUCCACGGCUUUUCAGUCAAUGCUGUUGCAACUCAGCUGAGGAGAGGAAGGCUAUUUGCAACUGAAAACCUUCACGUAUAAAACUUGGACUCACAUUGACAUUUCUUCUGUUUGUCUCCCCAUUCCCCCUCGACCCCAGAUAUUUGCAUAUUGCUAUGGUUGUGAACCACUCAGUGACAUAGGAUGCUGCCAAAAGCAUUUGGCGUCUUGUUUGCACAUUGCUGCACUGUCCUGAUCACAAAUUGUUCUGAUUUGUUUUUAUUACUACUCCAUUUAAGUUUAUAGACUUGUAAGAAUUUUUUUUUAAAAAAAACCUAGUGAUGUAAUAUUAUGUCAUCUGAAAAGGAUAUAUUUAAAGAAAUUGUGCUAAAGAUCUAAUUACUUAUCAUUUACCCCGAGGAUGAUAGUGAUGUGAAUGAAACUGUAGUUCAAUUGGCACUAAGUGAUCACAACAGACCCGACGCUGACUAUAUUCUGUGUACCGCUGAGUAUACUCACCAGGUUAAUGCUGAGAGCUCGUGAGAUGUGGAAGUUUUGCCGUGCAGACGACAUUUCGUGGGAGCGUUGUCUGAACACCUCUUGCAGUUCAUAAUCGUGCUGAGCAGUUUAAACUGAGACUGACCCUGUCCUUGAGAAGUAUGCAGGAUAUCCCGAAGGGGUUAGCAUGACAAAUGCAGUCAUUUAAUGGACAAAAGGACAGAGCUCCAACCAUUCCAGAGUGUCUUUUACAUCUAACUUCACUUGCUGAUUUUUUUUUUUAAAUGCUUUUGUAUGUGUAACUUUGACGUACGUGCAGUAACCACUUGCAUUUCCAGAUUGCUUCCUGUUCAGCCAAUUACAUCCUAAAGGAUUAUUUUAAUAGAAUUACUAUGCACUCGAUAACUUUGAUAGCAGAUGCACAAAUGUAGUAAUAUGUUUUCAGAUGUUACUACAUUCCUUUAAUUGCCCAUGUGGUCCAAACUUUGGAAUCUUGGUAUUUGUACAUUUUAACCAAAUGAUGCCUCUGCAUUGUUUUUAUUUUCUCCCUCCCUUCCAACUCACAUGAAGAAUAUAACAUUUCAACUGACAUCAAAUAUACAUUUUACCAUUUCUGUACCAGUUGACAUAUUUUACAUAGCUAUUCAAUUUUCCUAAUCCAUUUCUUGUCAUUUUAAAACCUGUACAAUAAAGAUCUUAGCCAGGUC
Rhincodon typus (whale shark) is the source of this 3622-nucleotide messenger RNA. Its product is annotated as tyrosine-protein kinase Fyn. The transcript is spliced from 14 exons. Gene Ontology annotation, biological process: innate immune response; T cell receptor signaling pathway; protein phosphorylation. Bases 183 to 1967 code for a protein of 594 amino acids. Gene Ontology annotation, cellular component: extrinsic component of cytoplasmic side of plasma membrane. Gene Ontology annotation, molecular function: non-membrane spanning protein tyrosine kinase activity; ATP binding; signaling receptor binding. The record is from RefSeq and is a predicted model, not a curated record. NCBI's taxonomy places the organism in Eukaryota, Metazoa, Chordata, Chondrichthyes, Orectolobiformes, Rhincodontidae.